CUUGAGGACUUCCGGAUUCUGUCCUCGGCUGGAGAACGAUGAUUUUCCCGGAGUUUUCAAAUGGAAAAAACGAGUGAUACAAAUUGGCCAAGACCCUGUGGAAAUCCUGAGGGCUUACAUUAGCACUGAGAUGUGUUGCCUUGUCGGCGCAUGUACACAUAGGUUGUCACGACAAAGCUUGCCACCCGCCAGGUCCACGCAAUCACGGAGUAGGAUGGACUCUCUGGGUAUGAGGGGCCCAUCCCUAAACCAGGACUUCCUACACAGUGUGCUGAAUGCUGUUCCUCGUGGACUGACAGUGGGCCCCUCUCUAGCAAAUGAUGGCCAGUUGGGGCUCUGGUGUGUAGGACAUGCACUGCAGAAAGGGAUGCUUCUGGGUGUGGAAAACCAAAGCAACACCUUUGACCAAAGUGAAGACUUUACAGAGAGCUUGAUGGAAGAAGCAUAUCAUACGAUAAUCAAGGGGCAUCUUUGGGACAGGUGCUAUUGGAUUAGAUUUGCCUGUAAUGCAAGGAGAAAGGAUGAACAGAAUGUUACUGUUCAUGAGGUGGAUGGAAGUCUCUGUCUAAGGGCCUGCAAAGACAUCAACCCAGGGACAGAACUUCUGCUUUGGAGUUUCCUAGCUGAUCCUCCGGAACACGAUGGAAGCCAAGGAGGGUCACUAAUAACACCAGGCAAACCUCGCAAACAAGUUACACCUCGCAAGUCCAGGGAGGAUAGAUCCCCAGGUGUAAACUUCAUGGAGCAAGAGCUCAAGCUUACAGAGCCUGAGGAGCACACUGAAGAUUCAGACAUGUCAACUUCUCCACUGGGGUCGAUGGUGGCGGAGGAGAAAAGCCAGGCUGGAAUCAAAAGGACCAAACCUCUUAUCUACAAAAUGAAAAAGAGAGGUGUGAGAGACUCUCAUUCCAGGGGUGAUAAAACAAUGGAACAGAAUGGAGAAGUUGACUCAGGCAAAAUAAUAAAAACAGAACGUUUCAUUCCAGAAAUAACCAAUGUGCAAUGCUCUAAUGAGGACAAACUUGUGAGUCCUGCAGACGAGCCUCCAAAGAGCAGUGAAGAACCAGGUAAUGUGGUAAGAAAUCCCCAGGAGGAACAGGGGCCACAGGUGGUCAGGGCCAGUUGCAGACUGGCUGCUAAACCCAGGAAGGUGCAUUCAUUAGUCAGCUGCAUCCACAAGCGUCUUCAAGGGUGCAAAAAUAGGUAUCUGGAUCGUCAAGUGACAUUGGAGGUUACGUCCAGAGUUGGUGAUGAAAAUGGACAAGCUUGCCAAGAAACAGACAUAAAAGAUAGAGAAAAUAUAAGCGCAGAUGAAAUCCCAAAGGAUAGUGACAAAGGGGGGAAGAAAGACCCGGAGGAGCUUACGACAGCUCCAGACCUCUUUAACAUCAGGGAAAGGAGGUAUACAUGUGACGAGUGUGACAAGAGUUUCUUUCAGCUCUGUCACCUGAAGAAGCACAAAUUCACUCACUCGGACCUAAAGCCUUACUUAUGCACAGAGUGUGGUAAGAAUUACAGCUCUCAAGAGAACUUCAGGGCCCACCUUCUGAUGCAUAAGGGAGAGAGGCCAUUCAAGUGCCAGCAGUGUGACAAGAGCUAUGGCCUGAAACGGGAUCUGAAGGAGCAUGAAGUUCUUCAUACAGGAGAGAGGCCUUUUGUCUGCGAUAUCUGUGGGAAGGCUUUUGCCCGCCGGCCUUCAUUACGUAUUCAUAGGGAGGCCCACCGCGCCAAGGAAGAAAAUUACCAUGCUCCUAAGCUCAAGUGCCCUGUCUGCGAUAAAGAACUGGCCAAUUCGGGCUCCCUUAGGAAUCACAUGCGCUUGCACACAGGAGAACGGCCUUAUGCCUGUCCCCACUGCAGUAAGACAUUCCGACAGCGGGGGAACCUUUUGGGGCAUCUACGCAUCCACACAGGGGAAAAGCCUUACAAGUGUAACCAUUGUAAUCAGUACUUCUCACAGGUGCCUGAACUCCGCAGACACCUCAUAUCACACACAGGGGAAGUCUACCUCUGCCCUAUAUGUGGCAAAGCCUUGCGGGACCCCCACACCUUGCGGGCCCACGAACGUUUACACACAGGGGAGAGACCUCACAAGUGUGAGGUGUGUGGGAAGGCCUACACCAUGGCCACCAAGCUACGACGGCACAUGAAGUCCCACCUAGAGGAGAAGCCCUACAAAUGUCAGGCAUGUGGUGCUGGCUACACGCUAAUGCAGAGCUUGGUUCGCCACCAGCUCUCCCAUAAAAAGAGAGAAGAUCGGACAUCUGGGGAGCUAGCUGACGCUCUGGCAGCUCUGGAGUCUAGCCACUCUGCCCCUGCUAGAGGCAGACCUAGAAAGACCCCUCGCAAGACAGAGGUCAAGCCAUGGGUUGAUGUCACUGAAGAGAACAUGGAGAGUCAGACAGUUGUGUAUGUUCAGGCCAUCGAAGACUUAGCCAUGCCUAACUCAGGGGAGGUUGUUGUCAGCACCUAUGACUCGUAUCAUGAUAAUGCCAUAUCUUCUGUGGUAAUAGAGGAAGGGUUGGAACAGGAUUUGGGCCAGAUCCAGCUAAAUGAGAAUGUCAUUGAGAUAGUUGUCUCAGAUUCUAAUGAUAAGUGCAUUGUGGUAAGGGAGCACAAAACACACAGCAACCUGGUGAUUCUACAGGGAGAGGAUGGACUGAGCUCUGUGGCAGAGACAAUAGAGAUAGAAACAGGAGUUUAAAACUGCAAGUCACACCGUUUUGCUUUCUGAUGUUGUUUUUAUUUUUUUAAAUCUUCAAAUAAAACCAAGAAUGUGAAGAAAAAAUGUUGUUUUGCCUGCUAGAUGUACUUUACCUAAAAGAAGACAAUAAGCAGUACUUAUUAGGAAAAUACAUUUGUCAUGAAUAUAAAACAUGUUAUCACCAUCAGGAUACCCCAUUUAGAUUACUGGAGAAGGGAGCCAUAAUUGUCAACGAGUUAAAGAUAUCAGCAAAUAUUGACUCACAUCUGUGGUGGAUCUUGUCUAGCCACUAUCUAAAACUACCUGCCCCUGUAUUUUAGGAAAUAUCUUAAUGGUUACAAAGAGAAAUCCUCAUGAAUAGUUUUCUUUUUUAUCUGACUAAAAUAUAUUUGAUGUCUAGAGAAUGUUUAUGAAGGCUUAUUAAAUAGCUUUACUGUAUUUUAAUACACUUGUUGUAAAUGUGGUCCAUCAACAAGACGAUCAUUAUUGUUGAAGACUCCAAUUAAAAUAGAGAAGUACCUCUGUGGUGGCUUUACAA
Molecule: messenger RNA, 3242 nt
Organism: Oncorhynchus nerka (sockeye salmon)
Lineage: Eukaryota; Metazoa; Chordata; Actinopteri; Salmoniformes; Salmonidae
Gene: znf408
Product: zinc finger protein 408
Exons: 6
Coding region: 131-2704 (857 amino acids)
Molecular function (GO): protein binding
Source: RefSeq, a predicted model, not a curated record